AUGUCUUCUCUCGUUAUUGAUAGCUUAUUUGGCGUCAAGGGGUAUAUCGCGGUUGUGACAGGAGGCAGCAGUGGCCUCGGUUUUAUGAUUGCCAAAGGACUUGUAACAAACGGCGCCAAAGUGUACCUCGUUGCUUUACCAAGUGAGCCCAUUGAGAAGAAGGUGGCGGAGCUCAACGAGCUUGGCAAGGCAACUGGAGGAUCUGCUCACGGAAUACCCUGCGAUGUUUCUAAUAAAAAAGCCAUCCAGGAUCUCGCCGCUCAAGUGAGCCAGCAAGAACAUCAUGUUGACAUGCUAAUCUCAAAUGCUGGUAUAAGGCGAGAUCCACCUAUCCAAUGCAAUGUCCUGAAGGCAUCUUUGUCCGAAUUGCAGGCUUCCAUGUGGUCUUCUCAACACUCGGACUGGGCUGACACAUUUUGCGUCAACACCACGGCCCACUAUUUUCUUUCCGUGGCCUUUCUCUCCUUACUGGAGGUGGCAUCGCAGCUGGAACUGCCGAAUGGCAGACUCGGUCGAAGUGAGGGUCGCGGAGUGGUUGUCAUGACCAGUUCGUGCGCAAGCAUGCACAACGUGACAAACGUUGAUCUGACGAGUUAUGCCACAAGCAAAGCCGCAACUGAUCACCUAGUCAAGCUAUUAGCAGCCAAGUUCAGCCGUUUCUAUGUACGAGUGGUGGGAAUCAACCCAGGAUUUGUUCCAAGUAACAUGAACCCCAUUGGGGAGGAAGGAAACGUCUUCAGUGCCCUUUUCGACAAAGUCCCUGCCAAGAGAGCAGGGAUCGAUGACGAUAUUGCUGGCACUGUCCUUUAUCUCGUCAGCCGUGCGGGAAGCUAUGUCGAUGGGAUAUCGCUUUGUGUUGAUGGAGGUCGCGUUCUGCUUGCCAAUGGUCAAGAAUGA
Messenger RNA from Penicillium soppii, 897 nucleotides. RefSeq names its product SDR family NAD(P)-dependent oxidoreductase. The transcript is spliced from 5 exons. The record is from RefSeq and is a predicted model, not a curated record. Bases 1 to 897 code for a protein of 298 amino acids. NCBI's taxonomy places the organism in Eukaryota, Fungi, Ascomycota, Eurotiomycetes, Eurotiales, Aspergillaceae. Gene Ontology annotation, molecular function: oxidoreductase activity.